GAGAGAGAACUGCUGGUGACUUGGACCAGUUUAUAUCCUGUUGCCAUAAGGGUGCCGUUCUACUAUCACCUCUUUUACUAUUUUCUGAUAAGCUUAAAUCACUUUUUCUUUGGGAGCAUUCAUUGUUUAAAACUUUUUUUGAACGCAUUCGUAAAUAUAAUGGUGCUAUGGCAUUUGCCUCUAUUGUAUCAAAUAUUCAAACACCUUCUGGACGUGGACCAUAUAUAUAUACAAGAUAUCAGGACAAAUUUAUCAUUUCCUUGGUCCGGUACAGCCAAAUACAGAUAAAAUUCCAACCUUUGGAUUCGAUACUUCGGCAAGUGAGCCCUUUUGCACAAGCAUUUCAAAUGAUGCGAGAAGUAUAUCAAAACGAGCAUAAUACUGCAAUAGAACAAGGCCGGCAUCCAAUGGAAGUGCAAAUAGUUUUUGAUAAUGACUAUGAAAAUUUACCUUCCCAUUGUCUUGCAGUGUAUCCACGUAGUGCUCAACUUAAAAAAAUUCCUGUAAUUAAUGCUGACUGUGAUCCGAUAUCAUAUCCUUUGCUGUUUCUGAGAGGUGACAAAGGCUGGCAUCCAAAUAUGUCAAAUAAUAAACAAGAUCAAACCAAAAGAACAAAUAUCUCAAUGCUACAAUUUUAUUGUUAUCAUAUAUUUAAUGAUGAGGAACAAAUUGACAGAGACCAAGAAUAUAGAGCUGCACAAUGUAUUUUGACAAAUAAUUUAGUAACAAACGUUUUUGGUAAUGCUUUGGAAAAUAGAGAUGAGGCCGUCUUACUUUCAACAGUUAUCCUAUGCCCAACAAAUAAAAUGAGCCUUGAAGGUGAAGACCCAACAGAAUUUCCAGAAGAAUUUCUAUACUCACUCACUUCUAAUGGACUGCCGCCAUAUC
Racocetra persica is the source of this 888-nucleotide messenger RNA. Lineage: Eukaryota; Fungi; Glomeromycota; Glomeromycetes; Diversisporales; Gigasporaceae. The record is from the annotation of a GenBank genome assembly.